AUGAGAACAAGUUGCGGCCGCGACGUCGUGGUUGCGCGAGCUCGACUGUAUGGUUUAGGUGGCUUCGGUGAGGGCGAUUGGGGGUGGUUUGCGGAGAGCACGGUGGUUGGCGCGGAGGUCUACAGGGACCGCAAGGGCUUGCGGGAGUGGCUAAAGGUUGCGGGGGGGAGCGGCAGAUGGUUUCGUGGUGGCUACCUAGGUCGCGGCUAUGACUUGUUGGCCUCUACUACACCUCGAGAAAGAACUCAGGAAAUCGUAAUCUAUGAGAACGACUUCUUCCUUCUCGUUUCCGCUUCUUAUCGCAACCACCAUUUCUCGAUCCUCGAAACCGCGUCUCAUCCUGGCCGCUUCUUCCGACGGUGA
Messenger RNA from Sphenostylis stenocarpa, 363 nucleotides. The record is from the annotation of a GenBank genome assembly. NCBI's taxonomy places the organism in Eukaryota, Viridiplantae, Streptophyta, Magnoliopsida, Fabales, Fabaceae.